GUCACUUAUGUAAGGAACUGUAAUUCUCGGACCAUUCUCAGCAUACGUUUAGCCUGGAGAAUAGUGGAAAUUUGCUCAUACUGCAGCACAGUUUUCGUGGGUGUAUUUCACCUGCGAUGAAUAUAGAAAAGCAGUAAUUUACCAAAGGAAAUAUGUCGAAUUCUAAAAAGGCUGCGCUGUUCAUUUGCUUGGGAAAUAUUUGCCGGUCACCAAUAGCAGAAGCCGUGUUCAAGCAUCUUCUCGAUGAAAAAGGAAAGUUAGAUGAAUGGGAGGUGGACAGUGCCGCUCUAGGUUCAUGGCAUGUUGGCGGAAGACCUGAUAGACGUGCUGACAAGAUCUUAAAAAAUCAUGGUAUUGAUUAUUCUCAUAAAGUCCGUCAGAUCACGAAAGACGACUUCAAAAAAUUUGACUUCAUAUUUGGAAUGGACGAAAGCAAUAUGCGAGAUCUGAACAAACAAAAACCAACCGGUUCAAAGGCUCAGUUAAUUUUACUUGGGUCCUAUGAUCCUGAAGGAGAACGUAUAAUUCGGGAUCCAUAUUAUGACGACGAUGAUGCUGGCUUUGAGAAGUGCUAUCAGCAGUGUGUUCGUUCCUGUAGGGCAUUCUUAGACACUCAUCAGUAGAAAAUGUGUGAUCAGAUUGGUUUGGAAGUAAAGGUUGUGAUCACCGUGCCCAUAAUUUCAUCAGUGAAUGUUUCGAACAGGUUUACAGUAUGCGAACUAAAUGUGUGUGCUUGCAGAAUUUGAGUUUUAUUAGCAAUUACAAAACACAGUAGAUCAGCCUGGUCCAUGUACUGGAACUGGUCAUUAAGAUUUACUGAAGACGUUUUGCAGCUUUCAAGUAUAUAAAUGUAGUUUGAGGUUACGGUUAAGAAGGGCAGUGGUUAGUAACACUUUCAACUUUGUUUUCAAUUCAGAGUAACUAAAUUUUGGACUAUGUAAGGUUGCACUGUUUCUAUUACUGUUGUCAGUAAUAUAAAUUUAGGGUAAGAUAUGCAUACAUGUCCAUGUCAUUGAAACUGUAUCCUAGCUGUAGUGUAAUUUAGUCCAAGACAAAUUUUUAUUGUGGUGUGUUUCUAGACUUCUUGACAUUCCUGUGAAACAUAAGCUGCUUGCCAAUAGGAAGCAGGAUUUGCUUAGAAGAACUAUACAAAUUUGAAGAUAGCACAAGCUACCUAAGCUAACUGUAUUAUCUUAUAAGAAUACCAAAGUUCAUUGUGUUAACUGAUAUGUUUGUGGGUUAUAUCAUUUAUCAUCUCAGACUGCAUCUAUAGUAAUAAUGCCUAUCUUACAUAUAAUUUCAUGCGAACAACUUCUGCUUGUUAAUUGGCCUUGGGACCAAAGUAUUUUCAACAUAAUAAAGAAAUGUCCAUAUUUGUACCUCUUUGAGCUGGUUUAAUCGUUGAAUGCACUGGCACCUUGAUGUAACAGGACCCUGACACUGAACUUUCAACUUUAACCCAUUAUUUAAGAAUUGAUUUAGUGGGUGCCACUUGAAUUUGUCACAGGAAUCUGAUAAAGGUUAUAUGCGUGAAAGUGGUGGUAAACUAGGAAGCUGAGAGCAUGAGACACAACUUAAUUUAUAUAGGCAGAAGUCAGUCCUCAGAGAAUGGUGAUUGAAGAACUUGUUAAUAUUGUGUACUGUUUAUUAAACUAAAUUGUAUCAUGGUUGGUCAGUUACGUAUUUUACAGGAGUGGGUACCAAACAUCCCCAAACCAUUCUGAGCUGUCUUCCAGGGGCUUCUUCAGCAGAGACAUUGCAUGGACACUCUUGACACUACAAAAAAAAAUAAUGCUUGAAGAAAUAUCGUGAAGAAUAGUGUAUAACACUGCAGUACACUUGUAUGAUAUCUCACCUGAUUCAUGACUGACAUAAAUGCAAAUUUAAAUGUCGAUCAAGUAAAAAAAAAUAAACAAGGAAAUGGUAAUUAAUCACUUCUGUCUGAUUUCAAGAUAGCAUGAAAGUUUAGUGUCAACCCUUGUUAUCAAAUUUGCAUUAAGAGGUAAUUCUGCAGCAACACCACCAGUCCAAAUUAAUGGGUGCUUAAUUCUGAGUAUCAUUAGAGAAAAAUAGUUAUACAUAUGUACAGUGAAAUCGCAUGUUGUGCAGGAAUUAUGAUCUAAAGAUGGCACAUAAACCCCAAAUCAUGUAUAGCCAGAAUUACCCUUGAAAAUCCCUUAAAUCUCCUUUAAAUUACAUGCUUUUAAUUUAAUAGGUAUGUAAUGUGUGCAGUGAAGAUAUAUUAUACAAGUGAAAAUGUACAGUAAUUAUAAUUACACAAAAGUAGAUAGAU
Messenger RNA from Cryptotermes secundus, 2293 nucleotides. RefSeq names its product low molecular weight phosphotyrosine protein phosphatase. Lineage: Eukaryota; Metazoa; Arthropoda; Insecta; Blattodea; Kalotermitidae. The record is from RefSeq and is a predicted model, not a curated record. Gene Ontology annotation, molecular function: acid phosphatase activity; non-membrane spanning protein tyrosine phosphatase activity. The transcript has a single exon. Bases 153 to 623 code for a protein of 156 amino acids. Gene Ontology annotation, biological process: protein dephosphorylation. Gene Ontology annotation, cellular component: cytoplasm.